CUGCAGGAGCAAAUGUUUCUGCUGUACGACGUCAAGCUCCAGUGCCAGCACAACACCUCUACACACAACUCUGCAGAUGAUGUGUGUCCACCCGGCUGGGAUGGCCUGAUCUGUUGGCCUCAAGGCUACCCUGGUCAGCUCACUAAAGUCCCCUGCCCCAGCUACGUCUACGACUUUAACCAUAAUGGCUUUGCGUACAGGAAGUGUGAUACCAAUGGCUCCUGGCUCUUUAUGGAGGUUCUCAACAGGACCUGGACCAACUACUCCGACUGCCUGAGAUUUAUGCAGCCUGGACAUGAGAGAGGCAAACGGGACUUCUUUGAUCGCCUGUACGUGAUGUAUACUGUCGGCUACGCCGUUUCCUUUGCCUCCUUACUCAUCGCCAUCUUCAUCAUUGCAUACUUCAGGAGGCUGCACUGUACCAGGAACUACAUCCACAUGCACCUGUUCGUAUCCUUCAUGCUGCGAGCGGGCAGCAUCUUCGUGAAGGACGGGGUGAUGCACGCCAACGGGGGACUGCAGGAGUUCGAUGCCGCGCUCAUGGACAACCUCAACACCAUAUCCAUGGUGCCCCUCGACUCAUCGCAGUAUAUCGGGUGCAAGAUCACGGUUCUCCUCUUCAUCUAUUUCCUGACGACUAAUUACUACUGGAUCCUGGUGGAGGGGCUCUAUCUGCACUGUCUAAUCUUCAUGGCCUUCAUCUCCGACUCCAAGUACCUCUGGGGCUUCACGCUCGUCGGAUGGGGUGUCCCCGCCAUCUUUGUGUCGGCCUGGGCGGUUGUCAGGGCAACUCUGGCCGACGCUCGGUGCUGGGAGUUGAGUGCUGGGAAUAUCAAGUGGAUCUAUCAAGUUCCCAUCCUCAUGGCAAUUGGUCUCAACUUUGUCCUGUUUGUGAACAUUGUUCGAGUCCUCGCCACCAAGAUACGGGAGACCAAUGCUGGGCGCUAUGACACCAGAAAGCAGUACAGGAAGCUGGCCAAGUCUACGCUGGUGUUGGUGCUAGUGUUUGGGGUGCACUACAUCGUGUUCGUGGGGAUGCCCCACACGGGCCAGGGCUUGGGCUGGGAGGUCAGGAUGUACUUUGAGCUCUUCUUCAACUCCUUCCAGGGUUUCUUUGUGUCCAUAAUCUACUGCUUCUGUAAUGGAGAGGUGCAGACAGAGAUCCGCAAGAUGUGGACGCGCUGGAGCCUGGCGUUCGACUGGAAGGACCCGGUGGUGUGCACCAACUACCGCUAUGGUUCAGUGCUGACCAGCCUGAACCACAGCAGCAGCAGCCAAUCACAGCCCUCGCAGCUGGCCUCCGUGUCGUCGCGGAGCACCGCCCUCUUCUCCAGCCGCGUCUACCUGAGCUCGAGCAGCGGUUGUGCCCUGAGCGCCCACGCUACCUUGCCCGGUUACGUGUUCAGCAGCUCGGACAUCGAGAGCCUGCCGCCGUCUAUACCGGAGGAGCCAGAGGACAGCACCACGGCCGCCAAGCAGGUGGAUGACAUCUCGCUGAAGGAGUCGUCACCUGCAUCCACGGCAAACACGAUGAUGGCAGGUGUCAGCAACACAGGAGCUACCAACGCCACCACCACUGUGACAGGGUCUGCCACUGUCACUGUGUACCCCACCCGCGCAGAGGACAUUGAGGAGUCCCUGUAA
Engraulis encrasicolus (European anchovy) is the source of this 1644-nucleotide messenger RNA. It is a transcript of the gene pth2rb, whose product is annotated as parathyroid hormone 2 receptor b. Gene Ontology annotation, molecular function: peptide hormone binding; parathyroid hormone receptor activity; G protein-coupled peptide receptor activity. NCBI's taxonomy places the organism in Eukaryota, Metazoa, Chordata, Actinopteri, Clupeiformes, Engraulidae. Gene Ontology annotation, biological process: adenylate cyclase-modulating G protein-coupled receptor signaling pathway; cell surface receptor signaling pathway. Gene Ontology annotation, cellular component: plasma membrane. The record is from RefSeq and is a predicted model, not a curated record. The transcript has 13 exons. The coding region runs from base 13 to 1644 and encodes 543 amino acids.